AUGCGGUAUGGCAAGGACCACAUUGUGCUCACUCCCUGCAUCUCGACCGCCUGCAAUUCCGAUCGACCCAACGCUCCCGUUUUGGCAGACGAGUAUCUCGAGCACCACAUGACCGUGGUCGUACUCGACCUCAUCCUGGCCAAACCAAAGGCGUAUCGACAUCUGCUCUACAAUCGCGCCAGCAUCCUCGCUCCACCCCGACCGCAACUUCAUCCUACCCGCGGAAGUGGAUUGAUGGAACUGGUUAAGCGAGGAUUGGCAUUGGCGCUGGUGGAUGCGUAUAUCCGGUGGUUCUAUCUGUGUGUUCAACCACCUCAACACCAAGACAGUGCAGGGGGGAGGUGGACGAAGUUGGCAGGGUAUCUUCCCAUCCAUGCGGGUGUGUUCUUUCCAAGCCUAUUCACCCCCACCACGGGUCCAGCCCGAGCGAUCGAAGCCGUCUGCAACCCUUCUCCCUUCUGGAUCCAUCUGCAUCCUGCAACCGACGACCCGAUCCUACCUACACUCGUAUCAUACACCAACGUCCUCCUCGUCACCCUCAUCGAGGCACUCGCUCUACACACAACGGUCGCCCUCAUCACCCACUUGGCAAUCACCCGUAUCCAACGCUCAAAACCCAAACGCAAAAGCGAUCCAUGGCUAGCUUCAAAGGCCCUCUUGCUCUCCCAACUUUCUCCCCUCAUCUUGCUUACGCUUGUCCUGCUCUGGUCAACCAAGUUCCCACACGCACAUGCGACAGUCACAACACACGAUCGAAGCGCCCUCAUCUGGCUCAUACGCACCUUCCUCGCCAGCCUCAAUGCAGGCGUCGCAAUUGCUACCGUCCUCCCUCCCAACAAGCCCGCUUGGCCCCCACUCAUCCUCGCCGCUGGCUGGACAGCGCAGACCCUCACCAGCUACACGCUCUACACCGCACUCUCGUAA
Messenger RNA from Moesziomyces antarcticus, 924 nucleotides. RefSeq lists its product as uncharacterized. Gene Ontology annotation, cellular component: Golgi apparatus; cortical endoplasmic reticulum. The record is from RefSeq and is a predicted model, not a curated record. NCBI's taxonomy places the organism in Eukaryota, Fungi, Basidiomycota, Ustilaginomycetes, Ustilaginales, Ustilaginaceae. The transcript has a single exon. Bases 1 to 924 code for a protein of 307 amino acids. Gene Ontology annotation, biological process: regulation of plasma membrane sterol distribution; intracellular sterol transport; sterol metabolic process.